Messenger RNA from Brenthis ino (lesser marbled fritillary), 1761 nucleotides. NCBI's taxonomy places the organism in Eukaryota, Metazoa, Arthropoda, Insecta, Lepidoptera, Nymphalidae. The record is from the annotation of a GenBank genome assembly.
AUGGCAUUGUCAAUGAUCACUCAGCAAUCAAAUAAAAGCAAGAGCGUGAACUCAGUAAAACAAGCUGUUGGUCAAUUAAAUAUAUUUGAUGAAGCAAAUAGGGAUAUAAAGGACCAAAGAAUUCGUUUGAUUGCUGAAAUAAUUCUAAGCAAUUUGAAAACCAACGGGUGGGAUAAUAUUUUCUUCAUCGGAAAUCUACCAGACUCUUUGUACACCAACCUUAGACAUUUGCCUUUUACUUUUUCUGUAACUGGCAUUUCUGAAGAUGAUGAGCAAAUUGAAAAUGUGGUUCCAUACUAUUCCAAUGUAAUUAUUUUUAACUGUCAUAAUUUUGAAGAAUUCGAAGACGCUGUACGAAAAAUUAUAACUCUACCUUAUUGGCAUGCAUUAGGUAAUAUUAUUUUAUAUUAUCACGUUCCAUACGAAAAGGACGAAGUUGCAAAAAUAUUUUUUUCCUUUUGGUUUUAUAGAGCCAUUAAUGUUAUCAUUGUUCAAUAUAAUAAUACUCUGGAAGAGAUAUUAAUAUCGCAAUUUAGUCCUUACAUGAGCGAAGAUUACAAACUGGAUAAUUUGUUUGGUUGUUGGACGGCCCGCAAAAUUGGUAUGCCAAUAGAAAACUUUAAUGACAGUUUCGUUUGUGUUAGAGAAUGCCACAACGUGUCUUUACAUUCUAAAUUACGGGCAAACUUUCUAGGAACCUGCAUAGGCUUUAAUACUGAGACGGUACUUUUAAGCAAUUCGAGUAAUAUAAAAAAUAUGACAUUAUUUGAAGAUAAAGCUAAAGAUUUACACGGAUUCAUCUUUUUAGCAUAUAUCGUUGAAACUAUGCCAUUUUUAGAGAUAAAGAUUCAUGAAAAUGGAACAUACACGUUGCUUCAUAGAGAUGGAAUGAUCUGGAAUACUAUGGCAGAAUUGUUUAAUUUUAAAAUAGAUUUGUUCCCUUCGAAGGAGACAAUGAAAAAAGAUUUUGAUUUUGAAAUUAAUACCCAAAAUGUAUUUUCUUUUACAUUUAGAAAAGCGGACUUAAUUUUAUUUCCAUUGUAUCAAUUUGAUUUAGUUGUAGCGGAGAUUGAUUAUACGGUUCCUUUUGCCGACAGCGGUGUGUGUGUGCUGUCACAUAGGGCCGAUUAUGAAACUAUAAUUUUUAAUGAAAAAUUGAUACUUCGAAACAUAUUGGUAGUAAACGAGUUUUUUGCAUGCUUUUUAUGCACUUGCUCGCAAGCAUCUAUCAUUUCUUUGUUUUCUGUACAUAAGCGAGGAAAAGAAGUUGAUACUUUUGAAGAUAUAAUAAAAAAGGAUUAUGUAAUAGAAGGAAUGGCUUCACCAGAUGUAGUUCUUCCAGAUGAUGAAGAAAAAUUUCGAAUAUUUACUUCUAGAAUACGGGUGGUUCACAAUUUUUUGGAGUGUGUGAAUAACAUGGCUAAUGAUAGUCGGCGCUUUUGCUUAAUAGAUUGUGCAGUCGGUCGCUAUCUAACAAGGAAUUUAUUAAAUCGUAAAGGCGAACAAUUUCUUCACGUUGCAACUGAUGCUAGAGUUCAUAGUCACUAUUUAAUGAUGAUACUCCAUAAACACAGUCCAUUGACGGAGCGUUACAAUCGUUAUAUGAUGGCAUUGUUUGAAGCAGGUAUUAUAAGGAAAUGGAUGGAUUACAGGGUAUGUAAGUAUAACAUCUCUGGUCCACGACAUCUAAUAAUGAUGGCGGCGGCCGGCCGCGGCGCGCCGGCGCGCGAUACGCUCGGCGCGUGCCGUUGUGAUGUUAGU